This is a messenger RNA of Empidonax traillii (willow flycatcher), 1450 nucleotides long. RefSeq names its product protein ANTAGONIST OF LIKE HETEROCHROMATIN PROTEIN 1-like. Bases 172 to 1155 code for a protein of 327 amino acids. The transcript has a single exon. The record is from RefSeq and is a predicted model, not a curated record. Lineage: Eukaryota; Metazoa; Chordata; Aves; Passeriformes; Tyrannidae.
GGUGCCCUCUCACACCCCUCGUGUUUCCCCCUGCAGCUCCUGAUCGCUCACCGGAGAAGAACCAGCUGCUGCUUCUACCCCCGCGCCUGGCCCAGCCUCAGGAGCUCGGACUGGUGGGAGCGGGUGGUCCUGAAGGAGUUUGGGCCCCAGGACUGGCUGGAGAAGUUCCGGAUGUCCAAGGAGACCUUCUUCUACAUCUGCAACCAGCUGCGGCCCGGGCUGGCCCCGCACAGCGCCCACUUCCACCCCACCCUGCCCCUGGAGAAGAGGGUGGCCGUGGCCCUGUGGCACCUGGCCACCAACGUGGGCUACCAGACCCUGAGCCCGCUCUUCGGCGUGGGGCCCUCCACAGUGCAGAGCUGCGUGAGGGAGGUGAGCUACGCCGUGGUGCUGCUGCUGAAGCCGCUCUACCUGCGGCUGCCCGGCGAGAAGGAGCUGGAGAACAUGGUGCGGAUCUUCCGCGCGCGCUGGGGCUUCCCCCACUGCAUCGGGGCGCUGGACAGCCUGCACAUCCCCAUCCACCCGCCCCUGCGCCUCGCCAGCGACUACUGCAACGGCCAGGGCUGGCACUCCAUCCUCACGCAGGCCACCGUGGACGGGCUGGGGCAGUUCUGGGACGUGUCCACCGCCUUCCCGGGCAGCAUGGAGAACAGCGCCGUGCUGGAGAGCUCCAGCCUGUGGAUGCUGGCCAAGGAGGGCCGGCUGUGCCCCAACCCUCCCAAGCACUUCAUGGGGAAGGCGCAGAAGUACGUGCUGCUGGGCGAUGCCACCUACCCGCUGCAGGACUGGAUCCUCAAGCCCUACCAGGAGGACGAGAAGCUCACGCAGCGCCAGCUGCAGUUCAACUACCGCCUGAGGCGGGCGCACAGCGUCAUCGAGAACGCCUUCCUGCGCCUCAAGGCGCGCUGGCAGAUCCUCCUCAAGUGCGACGACUGCAGCCUGGAGCUGCUGCCCACCCUGGUGCUGGCCUGCUGCAUCCUGCACAACGUCUGCGAGGCCCACGACAACCCCUUCAACGAGGAGUGGCUGGAGGGGGCUGAGCCCACCGAGCUGCCCAAGCCCUGCCAGCCCGCGCCGGCUGCCAUGGAGGACACCCGGGCCGAGCAAGUGCGGGAGCUGAUGUGCCAGUACUUCGAGAGCUGCGGGGAGGGCUGAUGGGGCUGCCCUGCACAUUCCCUGCACAGCCCUGCUCCUAGACUCUGGCAAACAUUGGCCCGGCGGUGCCAGGACUGCAGCCCGACCAGCUGCACCAUCCGGACCCAGGGCGGGCGGGGGUGGCCAUGUCGUGCUUGUGCCGGGUUUGCUGUGCAGGUUUCAAGCAGUGGAAUGUAUUUUGUGCCCUUGCUCUCUCUGCCAGGAUCUGAGUGGUGUGGUGUGUGCUGUGGGAGCAAAAGUGGGGGUCGUGGCUGAGUGGAUGGGGGAAUGGGGGAUCUCCCUCUCCUCUGUCCCG